AUGGUCUUUCCACCCCCUGCGAGGUAUGGAGGCAGACACAUUGUGACACUGAUUCCUGGAGAUGGCAUUGGACCAGAGCUGGCCGACCAUGUGCAAAAACUAUUCAGGUUCUGCUGCGUUCCAGUCGAUUUUGAGGUCGUCACCGUGGACUCCACCAUGGCCUCAGAAGAUGACAUCAGUAACGCCAUAGUGGCUGUCAGACGCAAUGGUGUUGCACUCAAAGGCAACAUCGACACCAACCACAACUUGCCACCUUCUCACAAGUCCCGGAACAACUUACUGCGCACUCGUCUGGAUCUCUAUGCCAAUGUGGUGCACUGCCAGUCUGUGCCUGGAGUGAGGACACGUCACAGAAACGUCGACAUUAUGAUCAUCAGGGAGAACACAGAGGGCGAGUACAGCAGCCUGGAGCAUGAGAAUAUACCAGGGGUUGUUGAAUGUCUGAAGAUCAUCACCAGAAAAAAAUCUUUGCGCAUCGCGGACUAUGCAUUCAGAACGGCUCGGGAGAAAGGACGCAGACGAGUCACCGCUGUACACAAAGCUAACAUCAUAAAGUUGGGUGACGGCCUCUUCCUGGAGUGCUGUAAGGAGGUGGCCAGCGGUUACCCUGAAAUCAGCUUCGACACUAUGAUUGUAGACAACACAACUAUGCAGCUUGUUUCCAGGCCACAGCAGUUCGACGUCAUGAUCAUGCCAAACCUGUACGGAAACGUUGUGAGCAACGUGUGCACCGGGCUGGUCGGAGGACCGGGCCUGGUGCCCGGGGCAAACUAUGCAGAAGACUAUGCUGUGUUUGAGAUGGGAACCAGGAACACAGGGAAGAGCAUCGCUAACUGCAACACAGCAAAUCCCACGGCCAUGCUGCUGGCCUCGUGCCUGCUGCUCGACCACCUGAAGCUCCACGCCUAUGCCAGCAUGAUCCGCGGAGCCGUCCUCAGCACCAUCACAGACACUCAGCUGCACACUGCUGACCUGGGAGGCAAAGGUUCCACCUCCGACGUGGUUCAGUCCAUCAUGAGCGCCAUUCAGAGCACCGGGCCGCACACGCUCGGCGCUUACAACAAACACAUACUGUAAUUUAGUUAUGUAAUGAUUGCACUGUAAAAACAAAUAUCAUUACUGUGUCCUAAUACCGUAUUUUAACAUGGGUUUUUUUUUCUUUUCUGUAAUUCAUAUUUAGACCAUAUUUAGAGCACAUAACAGGAUUUCCUCGUACAGUAACUGCCACAAUAAAAUACAUACAGUGUUAUAUUGUGAAUGAUCUCAGAUAAAAAUAAGUUUUUUAAUGUAGUGUGAAAUUUAGUGUGAAAGCAUGUGAAAUUGUGGAAAUCAUUUGACAGUGUACUGCUGCAAAUGUACUUUUUUUUAAAAAAGAAAUUUCCUGUGCCGUUUAAUGAGAGCAGUGGUGAGUUAUUUAAUAGAAUAAUGCCAAACUGAACUAUAGUAUUGUAUAUCUAUACUAAUAGAGGUCGAUUAAGCACUUUAUUGCAGUGGUUUCAAUAACACCUUCCACUUUAUUUGUGCAUUUGAAAUACAAAUGAA
Molecule: messenger RNA, 1542 nt
Organism: Solea senegalensis (Senegalese sole)
Lineage: Eukaryota; Metazoa; Chordata; Actinopteri; Pleuronectiformes; Soleidae
Product: isocitrate dehydrogenase [NAD] subunit gamma, mitochondrial-like
Exons: 10
Coding region: 1-1077 (358 amino acids)
Biological process (GO): isocitrate metabolic process; tricarboxylic acid cycle
Cellular component (GO): mitochondrion
Source: RefSeq, a predicted model, not a curated record